Molecule: messenger RNA, 3245 nt
Organism: Sabethes cyaneus
Lineage: Eukaryota; Metazoa; Arthropoda; Insecta; Diptera; Culicidae
Gene: gammaCOP
Product: coatomer subunit gamma
Exons: 8
Coding region: 219-2855 (878 amino acids)
Biological process (GO): endoplasmic reticulum to Golgi vesicle-mediated transport; intracellular protein transport; protein secretion
Cellular component (GO): COPI vesicle coat; endoplasmic reticulum-Golgi intermediate compartment; Golgi membrane
Molecular function (GO): structural molecule activity
Source: RefSeq, a predicted model, not a curated record
GUCUCGUCUGAUCAAUUUUCUUUCCUGUGUGCAGCAAACGAAACAUCAGUCGUUGUGACGUGGUGAAAAAUUUCGGCAAAAAUUCCACUUACAGCCGCAUAAAUUUGUGCAAUUUCCGUCGGAAUCGGUGCUAGUUGCUGAUCAGCUUGCCGGGGAACGUGUUAUUUCCAUCCGAAGGGCAGUGGUGAACAGUAAGGAGUAAUUGCAAAGCAUCGAAAAUGAGCUCAUUUAAACGCGACAAAAAAGAGGAGGAGGAAGGAGGAAGUAAUCCAUUUACGAAUCUUGAAAAAACUGCGGUGCUGCAAGAAACACGAAUAUUCAAUGAAACGCCUGUCAAUGCACGCAAAUGCACUCACAUUCUUACCAAGAUCCUGUAUCUAAUUAAUCAGGGUGAACAAUUAGGUUCUCGUGAAGCUACUGAGUGUUUUUUCGCAAUGACGAAACUGUUUCAAUCGAAAGAUGUGGUAAUGCGUCGUAUGGUUUAUUUGGGUAUCAAAGAACUUAGCCCAAUUGCGGAAGAUGUUAUCAUUGUGACUAGCUCGUUGACGAAGGACAUGACUGGCAAGGAAGAUUUAUACCGUGCUCCGGCUAUUCGUGCACUUUGCAGUAUCACGGACAGUACGAUGCUACAGGCGGUGGAGCGGUAUAUGAAGCAGUGUAUUGUUGAUCGUAACGCACCAGUAUCGAGCGGAGCUCUGGUAAGCUCAUUACAUCUGGCCAACAGUGCCGGGGAAGUGGUAAAACGCUGGGCUAAUGAGGCUCAGGAAGCCCUGAACAGUGACAACAUUAUGGUUCAGUAUCACGGACUUGGACUGUUGUACCACAUUAGAAAAGCUGACCGAUUGGCUGUCACAAAGUUGGUGAAUCGUUUGAUUAAUCAACAUCUGAAAAGUCCUUAUGCUGUUUGCUUCCUGAUUCGUAUCGCAUGCACAAUAAUUGAGGAGGAAGAUGCUGCUGGAAAUUCUGGUGCUGAAUCCCCAUUGUUUGAUUUUGUCGAAUCCUGCUUGAGGAAUAAGAGCGAAAUGGUUGUUUAUGAGGCUGCACAUGCUUUUGUUAAUCUCAAGCGAACUAAACCCCGGGAGCUGUCUACUGCUGUUGCAAUCUUACAGCUUUUCUGUGGAUCAUCGAAGGCAACGCUAAGAUUUGCCGCUGUUCGAACAAUGAACAAAGUCGCUAUGCUGCACCCGCCAGCCGUAAACGUGUGUAAUCUCGACCUGGAAGGAUUGAUUGCAGAUUCGAACCGCUCGGUUGCAACUUUGGCUAUAACAACUUUGCUUAAAACGGGUGCUGAGAGCUCAGUAGAACGCCUGAUGAAACAAAUUGCUUCCUUUGUUGCUGAGAUAUCCGACGAGUUCAAAGUAGUCGUAGUUCAAGCUAUUCGUGCUCUUUGUUCAAAGUUCCCUCGCAAACAUGGUGUCAUGAUGAACUUCCUCAGUGGUAUGCUGCGUGAAGAAGGUGGAUUGGAUUAUAAAACUUCAAUUGUUGACACAAUUAUUCUGAUUAUCGAGGAAAACCCAGAAGCUAAAGAAUCGGGCCUUUCACAUCUUUGCGAAUUUAUCGAGGAUUGCGAGCAUACCUCGCUGGCAGUAAGAAUUCUGCAUUUGCUUGGAAAAGAAGGACCAUUCUCAAAGAGUCCCUCGCGUUAUAUUCGAUUCAUAUACAACCGUGUAAUUCUGGAAAAUGCCACCGUUAGAGCUGCAGCAGUUACUGCCAUUGCUCAGUUUGGUGCUGCCUGUCCGGAUUUGUUGCCAAAUGUACUGGUCCUGCUGAAUCGUUGUCAGAUGGACUCCGACGACGAAGUUCGUGACAGGGCAACGUACUACUAUACUAUCUUGAACACUUCUAAUCCGGAGUUGUAUAAAUCCUACAUCAUUGACAGUGGAAUCGUUUCAUUACCACUAUUGGAGAAAUCACUGAAAGAUCAUUUGAAUGGACCGCUUACAGAAAAGUUCGACAUUUCCAUCGUUCCAAAAUCGCAGACCGUUCAACCGGAAGUCACCGAUGAAGUUAUGAUCAUGAACAACACAAUUCCAAAAGCCCCACGUAUCACUCGCGAAGAGGCCAAUACUGAAAAAUUACUGCAGAUCCCAGGCAUCCAUCGACUUGGAGCUUUGCACAAAUCAUCGUCCCCGGUGCAGCUUACCGAAAGCGAAACCGAGUACACCGUAUCUUGUAUUAAACACUGCUUCGCUCAUCACGUCGUUUUCCAGUUCGACUGCGUUAAUACCCUAUCCGAUCAGCUGCUCGAGAAUGUUCGCGUUGAUUUGGUCCUACCGGAAGAAUACGUUACCCGAGCGGUAAUACCGUGCCCAAAACUCCCGUACGGCGAAAAAGAAUCAACCUAUGUUAUCGUUGAGUUCCCACCAAGCCGAGCCAGUUCGAUUGCUGCGUUCGGAGCCACUCUGCGGUUCAUCGUGAAGGAUUGUGACCCAAACACUGGUUUGCCAGAUUCUGACGAAGGUUACGAUGACGAAUAUAUGCUGGAAGACAUCGAAAUAACCGUUGCUGACCAGAUUCAGAAAUCUAAGAAACAAAACUUUAAUGCUGCUUGGGACAGCGCCGACACAGAAGAAUGGGUCGAAGCCGAGGAAACCUUUGUGUUGGCGACUGUUAGCAGUUUACAAGAAGCGGUUAAUACCAUUUUGAAAUUCCUUGGUCUUGCCCCAGCCAAUCUAUCGGAGAGAGUUGCAGACGGUGCACAUACCCAUUUGCUGUUGUGCUCGGGCGCAUUCCGGGGUGGCUUCGAGAUAUUGGUCCGUUCAAAAUUGGUAAUUGCUGAUAGUGUGACAAUGCAUUUGACGGUUCGAUCGACGGAUUCCGAUGUGGCAGAACUAAUAACAUCCGCAGUAGGUUGAAGUAAGAUGCAAAAUCAAAUAUUCGCUCCUAAGCACCACGAACUACGGACAUUAUUGCAUAAACACUCGUACUCUCAAUUACCCCCUGAUGUGCAAGAGAGUUCAUUCUUUUUAUGUUAUAAACAUGGAAGUAUCUAUUCAAGAGGUUAGUGUUAAGUUUUCGUCGGCAUUCGUUAGUGACUAUUAGAGCGUAGUGUGGAUGAUAGUAGAAAAAUCAUUAGCAUGCAGAAAUAACAUCCCUAAUUCGGCUCCUGCAUAAACCACACAGAGCUAAAAGAUAAUAAUGAAGUACGAAUACAAUAGUGAAAAGAACAUGUGAAUAAUUGUAUUAAUACUUUUGCUGAACAAUGAAAAUAAUAUAAAUCUUUUCUUUUAAUCAACAAACGAAGC